ACUCGCGGCUGGAAAAGCGCGUGAAGAACGAGAAGGAGAUUUCGAACGGCGACCGCCGGCCACAGCAGGAAGACGGUCGCCUCGACACGACUCUUACGAAGCCGCAGGACGCAGUUGCUCGCUGUGCCGGUAGCCUCCCGAAGACACUGCGACCAUGAACGACGAGGUAGCCUCGAAGCGCGACUACGGAGCUGCGACACCUCCAGGUGGGGCACGGCACUCGGUGGCCGGUCAAAACUCUCGGUAUAGCAUAGGCCCCGAUACCAUUCAUCCAACCGGUUCCCCGGUGCAAAAGGGCUCGAACGCUUCCCUGGUUCCAGGAAGUGGACGCGCUUCAAGAGGCACUGGCGGUAAGAAGGAAUUUUCGCCAGCACAGUCACCGUCCGGCUUAGUUUCUUCCGCCGGCAGCUCGCUUCCACCUAAAAGCCCCAAGUCGAAUUGUCGUUCACGUUUGUCUAGUGACCUUUCGCAGCGCAAUUCAGCCGCACACGUUGCCGAAGAGCAUUCGGAACUUCAAGAAGCAAGGGAAGUAGUGCCCGGCAAGGCAUUGAAAUCACCGCCACGUAACGCUUUCGCGUCACGCAAGGGUUCUCCGCCUUCACAACGAGAUGGCUCGCCCAUAGGCUCCCCACCGAAGAUAGGCCGCCCGUCCGCGCAUUUAUCUCCCCCACCUGUCAACGCCUCCCGCACAGCCAAACAGGCCAAUACAAGAAGGAGCGCGUCUCCGCUCGUAGGUGGAAUUCCCAAGAGUUCCGUUCGUUCAGAACGGAUGUCUUCUCCCGGACUUUCCGAAGUAAACGCUACAUUGCCGGCACCCACGAAUAUAGCGGUUAAAAACGCUCAGGCGCUUCCCAAGAACCCUCAGUGCAACAGAAGCGAUCACUCGAAAUUUCCAUCAGGUACGGACGGCGCCGUUAACAGGAAGGAUUCACUUGCGUCCGAAUCAAUUGCCCUUUCAGAGAAGAAAGUGCCCACAGCUGCACAGCGUUCUUUGUCCCGGAAGCAGGGUGCGACUUCACCCAAGGAAAAUUCCACAUCAGUCAAGCGCACCCCACAGAGUGAUGUUUGUUCUACGGGUCCUCUUCUGCAAGAACGCCGCGUCGCAGCGAAAGGCUUCUCGACACCGCCGAAGCAAUCUCCGAACCCUGGGCACACUCCAUCAGGCUACGGGGGUCCAGACAUCAGGAGUGGCGCAGAACGGCUGGGAGAAUCGCCGUCGUCAAUGAGCUCCACGAAUUCUCGGGGUUCACCGGAUGACUAUCCCCGUUUUGCUUCCGGAGGGUCCUCGUCGAUCCCAGGGUUGAUUCCUGCCGGCGAAGCUGCUCCUCGGCUGCCUACACAAUGGAGAGGAAGACCCCGACCGCAAGGGCUUGGACGUGUUGUAACAUCUGAACCACGGAUGAAAGCUUCCCAGCGCCCCCCGCUGCUUGGUCGUGGAUCGUCCGCUUCUCCGAGAGAUCGCCCGGCAAAACUUCGUCCCCGUGGAGAGAGGGUUUCUCCACGGCCAUCCGCUGCUGGCUGUGCAAGCCGGCCCUCGCCGUCGUCCUGAUAGCCCUGGUGGCCUCCGUCACGUGGGCUCUGGUGAAGCGUCGUUAUUUCGGGUCACAAGCUCUGAUGGCGUCCGUUUGCCAGUCGCCCGCGUGCCGUUAUUACGCCGACCUCAUCACUUCGACUAUGGACGCACGCGCGAACCCUUGCGACAACUUCUACGGCCACGUCUGCGGCCGCUGGAUGCGGCCGCGGAGGAUGCCCGCCACGCCUAGCGUGGCGGACGCCAACUGGGCCCGUUUUCUGGAUGAAAGCAUGUCGCGUAUCGCCAACCGCUCUUCUUCCGGAAGCGCUGGCGACGCCAAGGACACCGUUCGCAGCGCUGCUCGAUACAUCAAGGUGUGCCUGGCACCGCUCAGACACAGUAACGUGGACGAAGUGAAGCUGGUGUUGGCAGCGGGCGGAAUGUCAUGGCCCUUCGGGCCGGGCUCGGGACAAGCCGAUUUUCUCUCUGCGCUCUUCUACAUGGCGCGGCGAGUCGGAGCUCCGGUAUUUUUCGAUGUCACGCACACUGACGCCCGAGAACGACUGUCCGUACUGUGUUCUCGAGACGCGACCUACGAAGCGACGUACGCCAAGAUUACGGAGCACGUGCGCGCGUUACAUGCACGGGACCACUACCACGUGUGCUGCGAGGUGUUCGCUGGGCCCGGGAACCGCACUCGAUGCGAAAGGCUGUUCGACGAUUUCGUCCAGAUGAAACGUGCUUUCGACGGUUAUUACGCCGGUCAGCGCUCGAAAGACAUCGUCAGCGCGAACAUGUCUCAUCUACAUCGUUACGCACCGCGAGUCUCGGAAGCCCGGUGGAGAGCGCUGUUCGAGGUUCACUUCAACGUCACCUUGCGCGACGUCGACGGCUUUGUCAUCGAGGACCCCCGACAGUUCGCCUCGGUGUUUCGGCUUCUCGAGCGUUACGGGGAAGAGAAGAUGCUCGACCUCAUCGGAUGGCUCAGCGUCCAAGUUUUGAUCCAUUACACGAACAAAGGAUUGAUGGACAGUUUCUACCGAUUCCCCGACAUCGCAAGCAACGAGCAUCGACAGCUUUGCUUCACGACAGCCUACAUAGCCUUCGGAUACGCCGUGAACCAUCUUUUUCUGGAAGACGCCGGGGCCGCCAUAAACAGAGUGAAACUCUUCGCUCAAAACCGCAUUCGACCCGCCUUCAGGGCAAUGUUGCGGAGUGGCACUCUGCUUCGCGGGAACCCGGAGCCGGAGCCCAGCGGUGGUAAACUGCGGAUGGCCUUCGAUAUCAUCGAAGGUACUCUCUCCAGCGAGCAGGAGGGUUCUUCCGAUGCCUUUUCCGAGGUGACGGACCACCCCCUGGCAAACAAGAUGGCGCUCUCGUCGUACCUCAGGAGCGCCGGACCAAUCAGCGCCAGGAAGGACGCGCAUGGGCCGUGCUGGUCUUACAGUGCAUCCGACUCGACCUUGAUCGAAGGCUUCCUCAUAAACCCGCAGCACUUCGCACUUCCUUGGUACGCCAAGGACGCCCCGCCCGGAGUCCUUGUUGGAGGCAUAGUCCUGAGGCUCGCCUCGGUGCUGUUCAUGGACUACGUGGAGCGCUCGCGCAACUCCAACGCCACGUACGAGGCGAAUCGCAAGUGCCUCGAUCUCGAUCCACCUAGCGGCAGGGACGACAGGGACCUGCAGGCGCUCACAGCUGCUCUGAACGUCGUGGCGAGCCUGUACCAGGAAUCGCCCACGGACUCUGCCGUCGCGCCCGUGGGCAGCCCGCUGUUUUCUAGCGACGGAUUCAUGUUCGCGUUCUCGUGCUGGCUCCACUGCGGCGACGCGCAGCGCGGGAGCGUCAUGUGCAACACGCCGCUGAGGCACAACCCGCGGUUUUCUCGGGCCUUCGCCUGCCCCGAAAACUCGCACAUGAACCCGGUGUCCAAAUGCACGCUGCAAGUUUAAUGUUCGUUGUUGUAAAUAUUGCCGAUAUACUUUCUGUUAGGAUGGCUCGCGACGCAUCGUGGUAUCCUUCUGUCUUAGCUUGCACAGGUGCAUUUGCGGAUGUAUUGUCUGGGUAUAUUUUAUUGGUCGCCAUCUAUAGUUCACCUUUAAAUAUGUUACUCUUUACUAGGUUUAUACUGAUGUUUGGCUUCUCCAUUCUAAAACUACCAUCAGUUACAUGCUUGACGCUACAGAGUUUACUUGCCAGUGGUUUCAGAUUUCUGAACAAAUGAACUGAAAGCACUUUGCGCCCUGUGAAAGCACCGUUAAACGGGAAACAUAAGCAAGAAAAAAAAAUAUCUCAACCUUCUGUUGGUUGGUGUCGAGUGCCUGCAGCGAACCGGAAGGGACACGCACUGUGCGGGAAAUGAGGGUGAAAGCAAAUAGAGAGCAAAACACCUGCUGACCUUUUUUUGUUGUUGCGAGUUCCUUUUUUACUAUAUGUGCCAGACUGUAAGCAGGUAGCCACAGGCAUCAUCCUGCACGCCAUGGCACGCCGUCUAUAGGCUACAGGCGACUUUGGCUACGGGAUCGCAGCAAGUCUUCUAUUGUAAUGCUGUGCAUGGACAAGGGACGUCAUUCAGGUGUACGAAUUGUAUCGCUCUGGUGCUUGUUCUGCUCGCAGCCGCUGCUGUAGCCCAGUGACUAUAUGGAGUUGCGGUGUCGGGCAUGAGGUUCUAGGUUCGUUUCCGACGGCAGCAUUUUGAUGGCGGCGAAAGUAAAAAAAAAAGAACCUUCAGUUUGCUUAGAUUUAGGUGCUUUGUAAAGAACCUCACGUGGUCAAAACGGACCGUCUCUCCCCACUGUAUGGCUUGCCUGAUAAUAAAUAUGUGGUUUUUGGGCCAGUAAAAGCCGACAAUUUAUUUUGUAUUCUGUUUGCGGAAACUUGGGAAGUUAUUCGUAUCCGUGGACGUGCCAAAUUGCGGGAGGGAAGUGGAUUAUUUGUUUCUCGUCGAUACCGUCUUCUUGGGAGCACUUGCUGAUUUUCAAGGAGGAAAGUAAUGAAGGC
Dermacentor albipictus is the source of this 4510-nucleotide messenger RNA. NCBI's taxonomy places the organism in Eukaryota, Metazoa, Arthropoda, Arachnida, Ixodida, Ixodidae. The record is from RefSeq and is a predicted model, not a curated record.